AUGUCGAAUUCACAGGAAACUCCAUGGACCGAGGACGAGAAGUAUGCCCUAUUUACCGAAAUUUUGAAGAAGGCCGGCGUCUCCUCACGCGAACUCUUCAGAAUGAUCCAGGACAUGAAGAUCAAACCGAGUUGGAAUGAUAUUCCUCUUCCUACAGGCCGUUCCCUCAAUUCUUGUCAAACAGCAUUUAAUUAUAUGUUUUUUGAGCUGCAGCCCCAAGCCAACCCGGCGGCUGGACAGCUUCCUCCACCACGACAUCAUGCUCCCGCGCCUCAGGUGCCUCAUUUGGAUCCGAGUACUAGUGUGAGGAAGCGGCCUCUAUACCCAACAGACAAACCUAUUCUCCCGCGUGCAAUUCAACCUCGUCCUGUCACUGGCCCAGCUUCUUACAGCAGCGAGAGUGGCGCAUCAGCAAUGCUUUCCCCAGGCGCGGGAGGCGUCACAGCCUCAGGUGAACCUCCACGAAAACGAGGUCGACCAAGCAAGGCCGAAUCGGAGCGGCGCAAAGCAGCUGCUGAAGCCCGCGGUGAGACAUAUCCGCCGUCUCGGUCUGGGUCGCAUAAAUCAAAGAUUUCGUCCAGUCCUACCAGCCCUUCGGGUAUCGAGGCCAGUGGGUCUGUCUAUACCAGCAAUCGACCUCCAAACAUACCACAGCCGGGAAUGGGCUACGUACCCCCACCACUAAGAAUGGUGCCAAUGUCUGGGCCCAACGACGAAGGUCGAAUGAGGAGUAUGUCCAAUCGUGAGAUGGGCCCGACAUCACGGGAGCUGCCACGACCACAAGAAAUCAGGCAGACGCUUCCUUCUCCGCAGGAAUUGCAACUCGGCCAUAGAGAGGCCAUACCACGCAUAGAGCCUGGAGACCGACCUUACGAAUCUCUACCUCCUGACAGGUUUCCCUUCACAGACAGCAGCCGGCGGAGUCUCGUUCAUGCCUCUCCUCGGCACCCAGACGAACCACAUGCACCAGACAUUCAAGUUCCCUUAACCACAACCACCGAAAAACGAACAGAAUAA
Molecule: messenger RNA, 1017 nt
Organism: Aspergillus puulaauensis
Lineage: Eukaryota; Fungi; Ascomycota; Eurotiomycetes; Eurotiales; Aspergillaceae
Product: putative AT DNA binding protein
Exons: 3
Coding region: 1-1017 (338 amino acids)
Source: RefSeq, a predicted model, not a curated record